UAUAGGGGAACACCAUUCUAUUGAAAUCUAAGAAACUAGUUGAAAAAUACUAAGAACAAUACUAUUAGAAUCAGCGAGUCGAGCCGCACCCAACGACACCGCGAUGGCAGCGAUGCAGGGAGUGCAGCGCGAAGGAGAUGGGGGCGGCCAGCCAGACGCGGUACCAGCGCGCCUGGCCAGCAACAGACCCAACAAAGGAAGGGAGGAAGGGGACCACCCUAACCAGAGAAAGGAGAUGCAGGGAAGGACAGUGAAGGAGAUCUUAAGAGUACUAACAGAACAACAGAGGAAGGGAGCAGAAGGACUCAACACAGUCACCACUGUCCAGGGCGCGACGCAGGUCGCCCGCGACCUCCUGGCAGCUCUCAGCCAGGUAGAAAAAAU
Messenger RNA from Didymella exigua CBS 183.55, 384 nucleotides. RefSeq lists its product as uncharacterized. Lineage: Eukaryota; Fungi; Ascomycota; Dothideomycetes; Pleosporales; Didymellaceae. The transcript has a single exon. The record is from RefSeq and is a predicted model, not a curated record. The annotation marks the transcript as partial.